Messenger RNA from Lathyrus oleraceus (garden pea), 903 nucleotides. RefSeq lists its product as uncharacterized. The transcript has a single exon. Lineage: Eukaryota; Viridiplantae; Streptophyta; Magnoliopsida; Fabales; Fabaceae. The annotation marks the transcript as partial. The record is from RefSeq and is a predicted model, not a curated record. Gene Ontology annotation, molecular function: nucleic acid binding; zinc ion binding.
AUGGCUGGAAGGAAUGACGCUGCAAUGGCUGCCGCAAUGCAAGCAAUGGCACAAGCUGUGCAGAACUUGCCAAAUGCUGGUGGUGAUGCUGGAUCACGUAGCUUAGCGACUUUUCAGAGAGAGAAUCCGCCGGUGUUUAAGGGGAAGCAUGAUCCAGAUGCAGCCUUGGGAUGGUUGAAAGAGAUUGAGAGAAUCUUCCGUGUUAUGGAUUGCACUCCAGCUCAGAAGGUUCGGUAUGGUACUCACAUGCUAGCAGUCGAAGCUGAUGACUGGUGGCUAGAGACUCAAGAGAGGUUGACCGUGGCAGGUGAAGUCAUUACUUGGGAUGUAUUCCGUAGGGAAUUUCUGAGGAAGUAUUAUCCGGAAGAUGUCCGUGGUAAGAAAGAAAUUGAGUUCCUUGAGCUGAAGCAAGGAAACAUGUCUGUCACUGAUUAUGCUGCAAAAUUUGUGGAGCUGUCCAAAUUUUAUCCUCAUUACACUGGUGCUGGUGCUGAAUUUUCAAAGUGCAUCAAGUUUGAAAACGGAUUGCGCUCUGAAAUUAAGAAGGCUGUUGGGUAUCAAAAGAUACGCAUUUUUACUGAAUUGGUUGAUAGCUGCAGGAUAUUUGAAGAAGACAAUAAUGCUCAUUACAAGAUUGUCAGUGACCGCAGAGGCAAGCAACAUCAAAAUCGUGGCAAGCCGUAUGAUGCUCCAGCUGGAAAAGGGAAGCAAAGAGCUGCUCCGGCUCAGAGGGCUAGUGGGGGAGGUGCUCCUGCUGGUAUAGUUUGCUUCAAAUGUGGUCAGGCUGGUCAUAAGAGUAAUGUAUGCACUGCUGAAGUAAAGAGGUGUUUUCGCUGUGGUAAGAUUGGUCAUGCAAUAGCUGAUUGCAAGCACAAGGAAGUGAUUUGUUUUAAUUGUGGCGAA